AAAGACUGCCCUCUUUCCCCGCAUACCGACCCAUUUCGCAGUUUUGGUAGGGGUGACCAAGUAUCCUGUAUAAUUGCGACCAAAGUCUCGAGGCGAGGCGAUACAUCUUCCUCGGACCCGGUUGCGCAGCAGCCAUGAGCUUGCGUCCGCUCCUCCCCAAGCUCCAGCAGCACCAUGCCGCUUACACAAUACCCAUCUCCAGCAGCCUCGCUCCUUUCGUUACGUAUCAUCGCCCCACUCUCCUCUCUGCAACUUCCUCCGCCUCCUCCUCCUCCUCCUCUUUCCCUUCAAGCUCCUCCCGCUCACACUUCAGUACCUCCCUCCCCCGCCUUCAAGACCACUACAAGAUCCUAGGCGUCUCCCGUUCCGCCUCUUCAAAAGAGAUCAAGGCUCAAUUCUACCAACUCAGUAAACGGUAUCACCCCGAUGUGAAUAGAGAUGAUGAAGGUGCCAAGAAGAAGUUUCAGGAGGUAAGCGAAGCGUGGGGUGUGCUAGGGAAUGAGAGGGGGAGACGAGACUACGACCGUCAGCUACGCACAGGCGGCGGUGGAGGAGGUGGAGGUCCAACGCAGAACUACAGCUAUGAUCCAGGGGACAAUGCCGCUCGUCGAGCGCGAGCGACGUACGCCUGGGAGUACCAACGACGUCGCGGUGACUCUAACAGAGGUAGAGCCGGUCAGGCCCGCUCUGGUCGUGCUGCUGCCGAUGAACAAGAGGAUACUCGCUCAGCACACGCCCGCGCUCGUGGGGCUUUUGGCGCUGGGCCUGGUGGAGUUGGUGGAGGUAGAGGGAGUGGGGCGGAGAGUUCUCUCUUUGAGAAGUACGCAGCUCAGCAACGCAAGAGGGAGGAGUUUGCUUCUUCUCGCACUUCGGGAGCUGCAGGGAGUGCAGGGUAUGGCGGUGCAAGUGGGAGUGGGAGUGCGAGCGAUCCCUUCUCGACGAGGGUGGAGGAACAUGAAGCUCAGGGAGCCUCGCCGAUUAUCAGGUUCAUACAGAUCAUAGGGACCCUCACGUUCAUCUUCGCAGUGGCGACAAGUCUUGGCACUGGAGGCAGCAGUGGCGGUGGGGGUGGCAGGCUAAGAGCAGAGCGUCAGUGUGGAGGCAACGGGGAAGAGGAGGAAGAGGAGGAGUGGAGAGGCAAAACGGUCAUGGUUCUGUCGAGGUCAGCUCGUGGUCUGUCGGCCCUUCGAGGAGAGCGACUGGACAAUGGCGUACGGAUAGACUAGAUCAUCAUGCAAUGAAGCACAUCAUAGACUCGUUGCGUCUGUCUCGCCAUCUCUUUGACCUCAGACUUCAAACGUCAUCGAUGCCCUACACCGUGUCCUGGCAGGUAGGGGAGG
Microstroma glucosiphilum is the source of this 1340-nucleotide messenger RNA. RefSeq names its product DnaJ-domain-containing protein. The transcript is spliced from 2 exons. NCBI's taxonomy places the organism in Eukaryota, Fungi, Basidiomycota, Exobasidiomycetes, Microstromatales, Microstromataceae. The record is from RefSeq and is a predicted model, not a curated record. Bases 135 to 1226 code for a protein of 363 amino acids.